AUGUCCAGUCAAGAGCGAGCAACGCCGUCGUCGUCGUCGUCCUCACAUAGCAGGAUUGCAACGCCCCGGUCGAGCACAGCGGCCCGACAAGCGCCCUUUCCAACAACGAGCAGAUCGCCUCAUCACUCGUCCUCGUCCACUCCUGCUGCUGCUGCUCCUGCUGCCUCUCCCGCUGCGAGUAGUAACAUCAAUGCGACCGGCAGCGCACGCAGGCCCGCCGCCGCCGCCGCCGCCGCCGCAGCAUCCACUGCCCAGAGCAGUCCAAUCGAGGAGCACUUCCCGCGAGUCCAAUCGCUGUCAAACAAGACCUGGCACGCAUUCCGCGUCUCGCCGCUCUACCGCAUGCAGACAGACGCACAGUCACUUCGGUUGUAUAGUCGGUCGUUGACGGCAGCACUCGUGGCGCGCCGCGAUCGGAGCCAUGCGGCGCUGAUUGACGCCAGCAACAGCAACGGCAGUAGCAGCAGCUCAACCGCUGCGAACGGCAGUGCAGAGAUUGGUGCUGCCAACAUCGGACUGCUCCCGGGCAUCGAUCGAUUGCCGGGCGUACCACGGGCUUUGGGUAUUGUGGUGGCGGCGCCUCCGCGUGCGGUGCCGUCGUCGCUCCGGGGUCGGCAACUGCAGGCCGAGGAAACGGCCAAACAAAAGGCCGCCGGUGCUGCCCCAGAAAGCCGCCUGUUGGCCGUGCUCGGCAACUUUCGACGAGCACGACCAGCCGGGAGUGACGCAGCGGGCGGCAACGGCGGCACGGUUCAGGACGACGCAGACAACAAAGACUUUACCUUUCUGCCCUUAUUGCUCGUUAAAAGCACACCCCAGCUCACGCAGGAGGUGUGCGGGUGGCUCGAGAGCACGUUUGAUUGCAAGGUUACCCACCUCGCCUUUCCGCCGGUCGAGCUGGCUUGGAUGGCAUUCAUGUGGAGCGCGCAGAAUGUGAGUUACACGGCUGCUGCUGCUGCCGCUGCUGCUGCUGCCGCUGCUGCUGCCGCCGCCGCCAACGAAUCAAGCCCUGCCCUGUGCGAUGCGCUCAAUCGAAGCAAAGCCGCCCAGCGCGAAGCUGGCGAUGCGUCGAGCAUGUUUUUGGCCGUGGACACUUCGCAAGCAUUCAUGAAGGCACUCGAGGAGCACUUUUUCAGCAUUUCGGGCAUUCGAUUAUCUGCGCUCCAGCUAACACGCAUCGGCACUGGCACUGCCUACGUCGGCGCUGAAGGGCGUGUGAAGCUCUUUAGCCAGAAUCCCGUUGUGAUUGGCAACGUCCUGAACCAGCUAUCCGAGCUUGCGUCCCUCGAGAAGGUGUAA
Messenger RNA from Capsaspora owczarzaki ATCC 30864, 1299 nucleotides. RefSeq lists its product as hypothetical. The transcript has 4 exons. The record is from RefSeq and is a predicted model, not a curated record. NCBI's taxonomy places the organism in Eukaryota, Filasterea, Ministeriida, Capsasporidae. Bases 1 to 1299 code for a protein of 432 amino acids.